CAAGAGCCAAAAACACAGGCUCGCGCGCGAUGGCCUCCGCGCGGGCGAUGCGCGCUGCGCUGCAGAAGAUUGCCGAGCGCGGCGCACAGUCGUCGCUGCUCGCGCCGGCGGUCGCUGCCGGCACCGCUGUCGCUGUCGCGUCCGUGUCGACGGUGCACGCCUCUGACGUCAUCCACGCGCCGCACCAGUCUUGGGACUUCAAGGGGUUCAUGUCGUCGUACGACGCGGCCUCGGUCCGCCGAGGCCACCAGGUGUACACACAAGUCUGCGCCUCGUGCCACGGCCUCGCUCGCAUCGCGUACCGCAACCUGGUGGACGUCUGCUACUCGGAGGAGGAGGUCAAGGCCAUGGCCGAGGACACCGAGGUGAUGGACGGCCCAAACGACGAGGGCGAGAUGUUUGAGCGGCCGGGCAAGCUGUCCGACUACCUGCCCUCGCCGUACCCCAACGAGGAGGCCGCGCGCUACGCCAACAACGGCGCCUACCCGCCCGACCUCUCGCUCAUCAUGAAGGCGCGGCACAACGGGCCCGACUAUGUCUUUGCGCUGCUGACGGGGUACAAGGACCCGCCCGCGGGCGUCGCGGAGCGGGAGACGCAGUACUACAACCCGUACUUCCCCGGCGCGUGGAUCGGCAUGCCCAUGCCGCUCAACGAGGGCGCGGUCGAGUACGACGACGGCACGCCCGCCACCGCCACGCAGAUGGCCAAGGACGUCUGCACGUUCCUCACGUGGGCGGCGGAGCCCGAGGCGGACGAGCGCAAGCUGAUGGGCGUCAAGUGGAUGCUCACCCUGACGGUGCUCUUUGGCUUCACCUGGUACUACAAGCGCGUGCGGUGGGCCCCAAUCAAGACGCGCCGGCUCGAGCUCUACUAGAGAGGGGGGGGGGGGGGGGGCACGGGGGAGGGGAGCCCCCCACCCCGGUCUUGUCCCGGCGCCGCCGAGUACAUUGCCGGACCACCUUGCGUCAGAACCCACCGCCGGCUCUCGCUGCCACAAUUCGCAGUACUCCCUUGUGUGAUUGGGCGCGCAGAAUUUCGCCUGUCUUGUCACUUUAGCGAGAUCUUCUCGCAUGGGACCGGGUGGCGGCGGCACUGCUCGCCGGCGAUCAUAUUUCCCACAAGGCUCACAUCUAUACUGCAAUGCA
Molecule: messenger RNA, 1146 nt
Organism: Emiliania huxleyi CCMP1516
Lineage: Eukaryota; Haptophyta; Isochrysidales; Noelaerhabdaceae
Product: cytochrome c1
Exons: 5
Coding region: 30-875 (281 amino acids)
Biological process (GO): mitochondrial electron transport, ubiquinol to cytochrome c
Molecular function (GO): heme binding; electron transfer activity
Source: RefSeq, a predicted model, not a curated record